AGAGAGAGAGAGAGAGAGAGAGAGAGAGCAAAGGAUGGCGGCGGAGACGCUGGUCGGGUACGGCGGGGAGGGGGACGGGGGCGAUGGGGCGGUGGGGGUGGAGGCGGCGUUCCAGGCGUUGAACACCAUCAUCCAGCUCCACUUCGAGAAGAUCCUGGAGAAGAAGCGCGAUGUGGACACGCAGAAGAAGGAGCUAUGGCGUCUCUUCCAGCUCUUCUUCCUCUUCCUCGCGGUGGUGCUGGCCGCCCAGCUGGGGGCGUCCCCCGAUCGCCUCCAGUGCCGCCACUGCUGGGCCCCAAUCGGCCUCCUCUCCCUAGCCCACCUCGCCUUCUACGUCGCCGUCGCCCAAACCCUCCGCUGCAUCAACGGCUUCAAGUACCAGCGCCGCUGCCACAAGCUCACCCUCGCCCUCGCCACCGAUCGCCUCAAGCUCCUUAAGUUACGCUUCUCCUCCUCCUCCUCCGCCUCCGCUGCCGCCGCUGCCGGCGCCGAGCCCCCUCCCGUUCUCCCCUCCGACUUCGAGAUCCACUACCAGGAGCCCCCGGAGAGUUACCUGGGCAAGUUCAAGCGCAGCUGGGCCCUGCACUUCGGCUUCCUCAUGUGCACCUUCGGCUUCAUGGUCUCCGCCUCCGUCGUCCUCCUCUGCUUCUAGGAUCUUCCAUUCCGUCACAUUUUGGGCAUUCCCGGUGAGAUGGACAUGGAUCUGAGAUGGGAGAAGGUACAUGGAUGAGUUGUGAGACUCAUUGCAACGAGGCCCGUCUUCCAUCUAUAGUUGUUUUUGUGGCCACUGAUCACUAAAGAAAGGUGCAAUUAAGAAAAAGUUGCCUGUGUCAGCAGAUCGUAAGUUGGUUCACUAAAUGUGCAUUGCUUCCGAGGGCAUGAGUUCCAGAGUUAGUUCUCCUCCACCCACAAGCAUGUUGAUGAUCUACCAUCAUUGUCUUUGUGGUAGAAGCCUUGCCUAUUAAGCUACCAUCCUAUGCAGCAUAAUAGCUAUACUGAAAGGUUGGAAGUAUCCUUUGUUGCACUUGAUCAAGAGACAGUCGACUGCAAUACUGUGAACUGACUGUUCCUCAGGUUUGUGAUUGGCAGUCUGAAACUUGGAACUCUAACAUAUUGAAAUUGAGGAUGUAUCAAUUUUAUUUGCUGUGAAAUCAUCUGAAAAGGUUAAUCUGAUGGAUGUUAUAGAUUUGUCUCAUCCAUAUUAUUGUACUGAGAGAAACAAACAUCAUGAGAGGUGAUUCAGCUUGCCAACAAAGUACUGAUGAACUUAUCUCAUGUGCAUGUAUUGUUGAUCAUUAAAUGGUUUGUGGUUGACAACUUUUGAGUUUAA
Messenger RNA from Musa acuminata AAA Group (dessert banana), 1330 nucleotides. RefSeq lists its product as uncharacterized. NCBI's taxonomy places the organism in Eukaryota, Viridiplantae, Streptophyta, Magnoliopsida, Zingiberales, Musaceae. The coding region runs from base 35 to 652 and encodes 205 amino acids. The transcript is spliced from 2 exons. The record is from RefSeq and is a predicted model, not a curated record.